AUCCUCCACCACCACCGCGCAGCGCCGCAUCUCGCCGCCCUCUGCCGACGAACUCACCACCACCGCCAUCCUUUGCCGGCGCACUUUCCUACACCGUGUCUUUUCCUUUGUCUCUCUGCACCGACCUCCUCCGAGCCCGCAUCUCGAGCAACGCCAUUACCUCCUAUCCUAACCAGAUGUCGUUUCUCUUCAAGUGCCGCAACUAAGGCCGUCUUCUCCAGGCCAGAAGGGAUCGAGGCACUAUGUUUGGAUCUUGAGGUGGAUUACACUGAUAUCAAGAUUUUGAUUCUUGCUUGGAAAAUGAACGCCCAAAAGCAGGGAUAUUUUACCCAGGAUGAGUGGAGAAGAGGCUUGAAAGCUCUUCGAGUUGAUAAUAUUAAAAAAUUGAAGAAAUCACUGCCAGAAUUGAAGAAAGAGAUCCAGAGUGACUACAAGGUGAUGAAUAUGGAUCAGUGGAAGAAUUUUCUCCGGUUUUGUGAAGAGAUAAGCUUUCCGGACCUUCGAAAUUAUGAUACAUGCGAAGCUUGA
Molecule: messenger RNA, 528 nt
Organism: Striga asiatica
Lineage: Eukaryota; Viridiplantae; Streptophyta; Magnoliopsida; Lamiales; Orobanchaceae
Source: the annotation of a GenBank genome assembly